CAUGCAAAAGACCGCAUCGCCGGGAUCGAAUCAUUUCUGCAGGUUAUGUGUUCACAUUGGCACAAGCCCUCAACAAAUUCGUAAUCUCCGGCUUUUUGUGUAGUUUUAUUUAAAUAAUAUCUAUUUGCAAUCAAAAUGGGUGAAGAAAUACAGCGGAAAUUGCAAAGUGAAGUUGAAAAUUUCAAAGCGUCGCAAAAAGAACUACAAAAGGCAAUCACAAAUAGACAACAACUGGAUGGUCAAUUAAAUGAGAAUAAAAUAGUAAAGGAUGAGUUGAAUCUAUUAAAAUCUGAGGCAGUAGUGUAUAAAUCACUGGGCCCUAUUUUAAUCAAAACUGAACUCAGUGAAGCCAAGCAAAAUAUUACCAAACGUAUCGCCUUCAUCACCAAAGAACUUGAACGUAUUGAUACACAAAUUGAAGGACUGGAGAAGAAACAGGACUCAUACAAGGGCAAUAUUCAAAAAUUGCAACAGCAAUAUCAACAAAUGCAAAUGAAAGCAGCAUUGAAAGCAUAAACUAUAGUGUUUAUUUUCAUCUGGAAGCUUUUUUGACUCAUUCUAUAAUUAUGUUUCAUUUAAUGUAUAAUUUAUCACUAACUUUAAUGCCUUUACUUCAGAAAUAAUUGCACAUUACUGGUAAUUUGAGAAAA
Messenger RNA from Dalotia coriaria, 650 nucleotides. It is a transcript of the gene Pfdn6, whose product is annotated as prefoldin 6. NCBI's taxonomy places the organism in Eukaryota, Metazoa, Arthropoda, Insecta, Coleoptera, Staphylinidae. Gene Ontology annotation, cellular component: prefoldin complex; cytoplasm. Gene Ontology annotation, molecular function: protein-folding chaperone binding. Bases 136 to 516 code for a protein of 126 amino acids. The record is from RefSeq and is a predicted model, not a curated record. Gene Ontology annotation, biological process: chaperone-mediated protein complex assembly; protein folding. The transcript has 2 exons.